AUGGCUUCCUCACGUAUCUUCGUGCGGAACCUGCCUCCGACGCUCAGCGACGCUGACUUCCGCAAGCACUUCGCCCAGCAAGAUGUCGUCACCGACGCAAAACUGCUGGCGAACCGCCGCAUCGGCUACGUCGGCUACAAAACCCCAGAUGCCGCUGAAAAGGCCGUCAAGUACUUCAACAAGACAUUCAUCCGCAUGUCGAGAAUAGGCGUCGAGUUAGCCCGACCCGUCGAUGAAGCACCACAGCCCAGAAAUCGCAAGCGCGCCCCGACCGCAGCACUACCCGUAGCGGACAAGGUGUCUGAGGAGUCGAGGUCGCAGGCGGAGAGCUCAUUGAAGCGCAAGAGAGGUGUUGACGAUGCCGUCGAAGCCGAUCCCAAGCUCAGGGAGUUUCUGGAGGUUAUGAAGCCUGCCACCAAAAAUAAGACCUGGGCAAACGACGACAUGCAGAUCGACCAAACGGCGGCUGCAGAGGAUAGCAACCAGGUCGAGCCGGUCCACGUCCCUGAGGCCGACAGUGAUGACGAGUAUCAGACGGUCCAGAAAAAGCCCAAGCAUUCUGAGGCGACCUCUGUGGCUGAGACUUCUGAUGUCACCACACCAGCCGCGCAGCCAUCGGAUGAGAGCUUGUCUGAAGACCAGCAAGCCGAAUCUGAUGCAGAAGAGCCGGCCGAGUCGGGACCCGUAUCUGACGCUGACUGGCUGCGUUCCAAGACGAGCAGAACGCUGGACGUGGUCGAAGAUGAUGACGAGGAGCUUGCACACCGUCCGAAGCCUUCCGAAAAGGAGGUAUCCGACACGGCGGAAGACGCGGAGCCGGAGUCGGCCGAUGAUGCCCAACCGCCAACUUCCGGUGGCGGUGCAGUUGUCGACAAAACCGAGUCCCGGGUCAGCUCUGACAUCGAGAGCAUCCGGCAGACUGGGCGCCUGUUCCUCCGGAAUUUACCCUAUGAUGUUUCGGAGGAUGAUCUGCGUGGCCAUUUCGAUUCCUUCGGGGCCCUGGAAGAGGUGCACGUCCCCCUCGACCCGAAAACGGGCAAUGGCAAGGGCUUUGCCUACGUUCUUUUCGAAGAUCCUGAGAACGCCGUCCGGGCUUAUGAGGAGCUGGACGGCAGGAUCUUUCAGGGUCGUCUUCUCCACAUCAUUCCUGCCACCGCAAAACGAGAGAACAAGCUCGACGAGUUUGCCAUCUCGAAAUUGCCGAUCAAGCAGCAGAAGCGCCUCCAACAAAAGGCGCAGGCCGCUACUGCGACAUUCAACUGGAACUCCUUGUACAUGAAUGCCGAUGCUGUUAUUUCAUCCGUUGCCGAUCGGCUCGGCGUCAGCAAAUCCGACGUGCUUGAUCCUACGUCUUCGGACGCAGCGGUUAAGCAAGCUCAUGCGGAGACGCACAUCAUUCAGGAGACCAAGGCGUAUUUCUCGCAGAAUGGAGUUGACCUCGACGCCUUCAAGCAAAAGGCCAGAGGAGACACCGCCAUCCUUGUGAAGAACUUCACCUACGGCACCAAAGCCGACGAGCUCAAGAAGAUGUUUGAAGAGCACGGAACUGUUACCCGCUUCCUGAUGCCUCCCAGUGGCACCAUUGCCAUUGUCGAGUUUGCUCAGGCUCCCCAGGCUCGCGCUGCAUUUGCCACGCUUGCCUAUCGGAAAAUUAAGGAUUCUAUCCUCUUUCUCGAGAAGGCUCCGAAGGAUCUGUUUAAGGCGGGUGUCACACCGCAUGACGGGCCCACCGCUGUUGCCUCCGCCCCAGAAGGCAAGGCUAAGCUGGCCGCGUCAGACCUGCUUGCCGCCGAGGCAACGCCUGAGCAGAUCGAUACUUCGACUCUUUAUGUGAGGAACCUUAACUUCUCCACCACAACGCAACGCCUUGCAGAGGUCUUCCGGCCUCUCGACGGGUUCGUGUCUGCACGGGUCAAGACCAAGACAGACCCGAAGAAGCCAGGACAGAUUCUUAGCAUGGGCUUCGGCUUUCUUGAGUUCCGCACCAAGGAGCAGGCCCAGGCUGCCCUCGCCGCAAUGGAUGGUUACAACCUCGAUGGCUACAAACUAUCGAUUAAGGCGUCCAACAAAGGUCUCGAUGCGGCUGAAGAGCGGCGUAAAGAGGAUAAGGCGAAGAAGGCGGCUGGUCGGCAGACCAAGAUCAUUAUCAAGAACUUGCCGUUCGAGGCAACUAAGAAGGACGUACGCGCCUUAUUUGGUGCCUACGGUCAGCUGCGUUCGGUGCGCGUACCUAAGAAAUUCGACGCCUCAGCGAGGGGUUUCGCGUUUGCCGAUUUCACAACUCCUCGCGAGGCGGAGAACGCCAUGGACGCGCUCCGCAAUACCCACUUGCUUGGCCGCAAAUUGGUCCUGGAUUUCGCUUCUGAAGAUCCGGAGGAUGCUGAAGAAGAGAUUGCCAAGAUGCAGAAGAAAGUUGGCACGCAGGUCAACAAGGUCGCCCUGCAAAAUCUCACGGGUGCCGGAAGAAAGAAAUUUAAUGUCGCAGGCACUGAUGAGCUCGAAGGAGCUUAA
Messenger RNA from Lasiodiplodia theobromae, 2511 nucleotides. RefSeq names its product Multiple RNA-binding domain containing protein 1. Gene Ontology annotation, cellular component: cytosol. Bases 1 to 2511 code for a protein of 836 amino acids. Gene Ontology annotation, molecular function: mRNA binding. The record is from RefSeq and is a predicted model, not a curated record. Lineage: Eukaryota; Fungi; Ascomycota; Dothideomycetes; Botryosphaeriales; Botryosphaeriaceae. The transcript has 3 exons.